AUGACAAAAGAAGAUUUAGCAGAACUAAGAAAAGAAUAUAAUGAAGCAGUAAAAAAUAAAGAAAUAGAAUUUCCUUUCAAAGAAGAAACAAAUAUUCACUCUGACUUUCCGGAAGAUUUACAAAAAGAAUGGGAGGAUUUGGACUUCGCUUAUUUAGAAGCCCAAGACCAUGAACCAGAAGAUAUGGAAGAUGAAGACUUGAAUGAACUUAGAGAAGAUUAUAGAGGUAAUUCUUUCUUUCAACAAAAAAUAAGGUUAGAGGAUUGGAGAAAUAUUCACUCUGGUUUUACCUCUAGACUAAUUAAGACUUGGAGAAGUUUUGCGGGUUUUAAAUUAUGGCGAUUACCAAAAGUUACAAAGCGAAUAUCAAGAGCAUUGCUCGCCAAUAAUAGCCCAACAGAUCCAGGACUAUUAGUAAACUUACAGAAAGAGGAUUACUUAAAGGAAAAACAAAAAGUUUUUAGUUUAAAAAUAGGAGUAAGAACAACUUUAAGUAUUACUAUUAAUCCUCGCUUAUAUCAGCGAUUAAAAGAAGAAAUUGGUGAUCGGAAAGUUAGUAGUUUUGUCGAGAAAGCUAUCGCUAAGGAAUUAGACAUUAGGCUAGUUGGCGAAAUAUUAUUAGUUAUCCUUGCAAUCUCAUUUGCUAUUUAUCGCGAAUUUAAAGAAAAAGGGAAAAUAACUAAAAUUAAAAAGAAAUUAGAAGAAAAGGAUGAACAAAUAAAUCAAGCAGAGUUAGAAAAAUAUAAUCUUGAAAGGAAAAACAGUGAAUUGGUAGCAGAAAACCAAAAAUUAAAGAGAGAGUUGAAAGAAAGCGAAGACUUUUCCGGUCUGGAAGGCGUUGAGAUAAUAAACCGAGUAAUUAUCAAAAACUUCAAGAUAGACUGCGAUGCUAAUUUUAUAAAUAUUUCUCCGCAAGUUUUGGAAAUAUUAAAAGGCGAUUUAAACCUGAACGCACAAGCGUAUUAUGAAAAUGAAGGUUGGAAAAGGACAGCAUUUGACAUGAGAUGA
Molecule: messenger RNA, 1008 nt
Organism: Funneliformis geosporum
Lineage: Eukaryota; Fungi; Glomeromycota; Glomeromycetes; Glomerales; Glomeraceae
Source: the annotation of a GenBank genome assembly